Messenger RNA from Suillus clintonianus, 1731 nucleotides. RefSeq lists its product as uncharacterized. The transcript has a single exon. Bases 1 to 1731 code for a protein of 576 amino acids. NCBI's taxonomy places the organism in Eukaryota, Fungi, Basidiomycota, Agaricomycetes, Boletales, Suillaceae. The record is from RefSeq and is a predicted model, not a curated record.
AUGUCCGCACCCUCCAAAUAUGCGCGUGUUGAACAACACGCCGCAAACAAACCACCCUUUCUCACAGCGGGAGAGAUCUCCCCCGAGGUCUUUCGAGCGUGGGAAAUGGGCUGUCGACAAUUCUUCAUGCACAAAGACAUUCCGGAUGACCAAAUGGUCAAAAAGGUCGCCUGGGGAAUGCAGGAGCCCAUCAUACAAGACUGGUAUCUUAAUGACCAGGAUCGCCUGAAUGCACUCUCGUUCACAGACUACAUCAAAGAAGUCCGUAGCUACUGGCUACCUGCAGACUGGGCCGACGCCGUUCGUCAGAAGAUGCUUUCCUCCACGCAAGGCUCGAAACCAUUUAACGAAUGGGCCGUUGAGGUCCAGUCCAAAAACACGCUUCUUCGUGACACUCCCUCUCAUCUCAACGACACCAACCUCCAAUACCACCUAGAAUCACACAUGCAUCCCGAUCUCACAGCUGAAUACCGUACAGAGCAAAUCACCGAGAAAGAUCUACGCAAGUGGAUUGAAAAGGUGAGAUUGCUUGACGACAAGCGGGUCCACCUCCUCGCGAAGCACAAAGAAGCUGCAGAAGCGGCUUAUCGUGUAGAACGAGGCAAGGUCAACGUCGACAAGAAACUUACGUCGUCAACCCGCUUCAACAGCAAGCAAACACAAUCAGCCUCUAACCCCUCAUCAUCCAAUAAAACCUUCGUCCGUUUACCCCUGCUGACAGAUGACGAGCGUCAACUUCUUCGAGACAACCACGGUUGUUUCAAAUGCAGAGAACCCUUCGUUCAACAUUCUUCCAGCACAUGUCCCACUGGGUUCCCCGACGGAGCCACAUACAAACCUUUAACGACUGCGUUAAUAGCUGCUAAGAAGAACAAGAAGAGCGGGACAACUGUCGCCGCUGUAGACUUCUCCGAGACAGUCGCUGUUGUGAUGCCUUCCGCAGCGCUCGGAAAUGGCUCAGAAUCAGGUGAUGAGUGCGUCGCACCGUUCACAACCCCGCAUCUCACUUGGGACUGCCUUGUUGAUGGCCCAGCUGUGUCUUCUUCUGUCACUGUAUCCGCUUUGAUUGAUCAUGGAUCUCCAGCAGUUCUGAUUAAUGAAACGCUCGCCAUUAAGCUUGGUCUCCGCCAUCGAACAUUGCCAAAGCCUCUUCCAGUUUCCGUCGCACUCUCAGGACAACAAAAGCAAUCAUUCGUUCUGUCGCAUUAUGUUAAACUCACAUGUUCAUCCCCUGACUCCCUGUAUAAAUCUCGCACUGUACGCGCAAUCAUCGCGCCCAACCUUUGUACCCAACUCCUCUUGGGAGGACCCUUCCCUGCACACAAUCAAAUCGUUAUUGACCACCGGCUGCGCACUGUAAUCGCUAAAGAUGUCAAUUACGACCUCCUGAACCCUCCAACACCUUGUGCGCCUGCGCCGUCUGUCGUUCCUAAUCAGCUGCAAGUUUACUCCUUCAAGAAGGAUGUCGUGUGCGAACUCAACCACGUUCUCCCCGAAUACAAGGCUAUCAUAGACAAAGAAUGUCUUCCAGUCAACGGCAUUGAUCUUGUAGGCGCCAUUCAAGCACAGAUUGAUAAACUAACCUACCAGAAUGACCUUACUGCACGAGACGCUGCCGUUAAACACGAAUUCAUCGAUCGCUUCCCAGCUGACAUCUGUCACGAGUUCCAAAUACAAAUCAUUAUUCUUUCCUUUCAACUGUCAAUAUUAAGCGCCCAUUCCCAGCGCUAA